GGCACGGCGACAGCCAGCCGCGUCUGCGCCGAGCGCGCGCGUCCUUCCGCGUUCUAGGCGCAGGGCUGACCGACCCCAGCCGCGGGAGGGGACAGCCUCGGAGCCUCUCUCUGCCUCCCGUCGUCGCCAGGCGCCCGCGGACCAUGUUCUCCAGCCCGCGGAGGUGGGGCGCCAGCGGCGACUACGAGCGGGUCCCCGAGGGGCCUGAGGCGCAGAAAUGCAAUCCAGAAAAAAGUGCUUCAUUCUUCAGUAGGAUGACAUAUUCCUGGUUUACCAGAAUAAUUAUUUUAGGCUAUAAGAAACCUUUGGAAAGAGAAGAUCUUUUUGAACUUAAUGAAAGUGAUUCUUCCUAUAUUGUGUGUCCCAUUUUUGAAAAACAAUGGAGGAAGGAAGUUUUAAGGAAUCAAGAGAGACAAGAAGUAAAGGCCCAUGCCAGGAAACCAUCUCUGCUGCAUGCGUUGUGGAACACCUUUAAGUUUGUCCUGAUCCAAGUUGCUUUGUUCAAAGUGUUUGCUGAUAUUUUGUCCUUCACCAGCCCACUCAUAAUGAAGCAAAUGAUCAUUUUCUGUGAACAUCACCAGGAUUUUGGAUGGAGCGGCUACGGUUACGCUUUGGCACUUUUUGUUGUAGUCUUUUUGCAAACCUUGAUCCUUCAGCAAUAUCAACGUUUUAACAUGCUCACUUCGGCAAAAAUUAAGACAGCUGUAAUUGGACUCAUCUACAAAAAGGCCCUACUUUUAUCUAAUGUUUCUCGAAAGAGGUUUUCAACUGGGGAAGUUAUUAACUUGAUGUCAGCAGAUGCCCAGCAGCUCAUGGACUUGACAGCAAACCUCAAUCUCCUUUGGUCAGCCCCUCUGCAAAUCCUGAUGGCCGUAUCACUGCUCUGGCAAGAGCUGGGGCCCGCAGUGUUCGCAGGGGCAGCAGUCCUGGUGUUGGUUAUACCAAUAAAUGCUUUAGUUGCAACUAGAGUAAAAAAGCUAAAGAAAAGCCAAACGAAGAACAAAGAUAAGCAGAUAAAACUACUCAAUGAAAUCUUACAUGGAAUUAAGAUCCUCAAACUUUAUGCAUGGGAACCCUCCUAUAAAAAGAAGAUUGCUGAAAUUCGAGAACAAGAGUUAGAAGUUCAAAAGUCAGCUGGGUAUCUUGCUGUAUUUUCUAUGCUGACAUUAACUUGCAUCCCAUUCUUGGUGUCCCUGGCAACCUUUGGCAUCUAUUUCCUAUUGGAUGAAGGAAACAUUUUAACAGCCAGUAAUGUGUUCACAUCUAUGUCUUUGUUUAAUAUUUUGAGACUUCCUUUGUUUGAUUUACCAAUGGUGAUCUCAGCUGUGGUCCAGACAAAAAUAUCAUUGGGUCGGUUGGAAGACUUUCUCAACACUGAGGAGCUUCUUCUUCAAAAUAUUGAAAGGAACUACACAGGAGAUCAUGCCAUUGGUUUUACAAAUGCUUCCUUCUCCUGGGAUAAAACAGGGAUUCCAGUACUAAAAAACUUGAACAUAAAGAUUCCAGAAGGAGCUUUAGUGGCUGUUGUAGGGCAAGUUGGAUCUGGAAAAUCAUCUGUGCUUUCUGCCAUUCUGGGGGAAAUGGAGAAACUUACAGGAGUUGUUCAAAGAAAGGGUUCUGUGGCUUAUGUUGCCCAGCAGGCCUGGAUUCAGAAUUGCAUUUUACAAGAAAACAUUCUCUUUGGCUCCACCAUGCAGAAGCAGUUUUAUGAGCGGGUAUUGGAAGCCUGUGCUCUCCUUCCUGAUUUGGAGCAGUUACCAAAUGGAGAUCAAACUGAGAUUGGAGAAAGAGGUGUGAAUCUAAGUGGGGGCCAGAAGCAGCGUGUGAGUCUGGCCAGAGCUCUGUACAGCAGGGCUGACAUCUACCUCCUGGACGAUCCCUUCUCUGCAGUUGAUGCUCAUAUUGGAAAGCAACUUUUUGAAAAAGUGAUUGGGUCCUCCGGUAUUUUGAAAGACAAGGUAGCCAUAGUGUCAUCUAUGCUUUGGGGGUUAGGGACUCGUGUUUUGGUGACACACAACCUCACACUUCUACCACAGGUGGAUCUGAUUGUUGUAAUGGAGUGUGGCAGAGUUGCACAAAUGGGAACAUACCAGGACUUGCUGCCUAAAACGAGAAACCUCACAUAUUUGCUUCAGGCCUUCGGUGAACAAGGAAAAUCUCAUGCUUUAAAGCGAGUCAGUGUAAUCAACUCCAGAACUAUACUGAAAGACCAAAUCUUGGAGCAAAAUGAUAGGCCCUCAUUGCAUCAAGGAAAACAGUUCUCAAUGAAAAAAGAAAAAAUCCCUAUUGGUGGGGUGAAGUUCUCAAUCAUUCUGAAGUACCUCCAAGCCUUUGGCUGGCUCUGGGUGUGGCUGAGUGUGGCCACAUACUUGGGGCAGAACUUGGUAGGCAUUGGACAGAAUCUCUGGCUGAGUGCCUGGGCAAAAGAAGCAAAACACAUGAAUGAGUUCACAGAAUGGAAGCAAAUAAGAAGCAAUAAACUUAACAUCUAUGGAUUAUUGGGAUUAAUGCAAGGUCUCUUUGUCUGUUCCGGAGCCUAUAUACUCACCAGAGGAUCCCUGGCUGCCUCUCGAACUUUGUAUACCCAGUUAUUGGAUAAUGUGUUACACCUCCCACUCCAGUAUUUUGAAAUGAAUCCUAUAGGCCAGAUCAUCAAUCGGUUUACCAAAGACAUGUUUAUAAUUGAUAUGCGUUUCCAUUAUUACUUACGGACCUGGGUGAAUUGUACAUUGGAUGUUAUUGGAACACUUUUGGUGAUUGUAGGAGCUUUACCACUCUUCAUUCUGGGGGUUAUUCCCUUGGUUUUCCUCUAUUUCACUGUACAGCGAUACUACGUGGCAAGCUCUCGGCAGAUCCGACGAUUGGCAGGAGCAUCUCGCUCUCCUGUCAUUUCCCACUUUAGUGAGACUUUAUCAGGGGUGUCCACUAUCCGGGCAUUUGGACACGAACAGAGGUUCAUCCAGCAAAACAAAGAGGUGGUGAAUGAGAACUUGGUCUGUUUCUACAAUAAUGUAAUUUCAAACAGGUGGCUGUCUGUUAGACUUGAAUUCCUUGGCAACUUAAUGGUAUUUUUUGCUGCACUGCUUGCUGUGCUGGCUGGCAAUUCGAUAGAUUCAGCAAUAGUUGGCUUGUCCAUAUCCUAUGCCCUAAAUAUUACCCAAUCUCUGAAUUUUUGGGUAAGGAAAGCUUGUGAAAUUGAAACCAAUGCAGUUUCCAUUGAAAGAGUUUGUGAAUACGAAAAUAUGGCCAAAGAGGCACCCUGGAUAAUGUCCACAAGGCCUCCAGCACAAUGGCCCAAUAAAGGGGUAGUGGAAUUUAUUAAUUAUCAGGCUCGAUACCGAGAUGAUCUUGGCUUAGCAUUACAAGAUAUCACUUUCCGGACUCAUGGAGAAGAGAAGAUUGGAAUUGUGGGACGGACCGGAGCAGGCAAAUCAACACUUUCAAAUUGCCUGUUUAGAAUUGUGGAAAGAUCAGGAGGCAAAAUUAUUAUUGAUGGAGUUGACAUAUCAACUAUUGGACUUCAUGAUCUUCGGGGCAAACUUAAUAUUAUUCCACAGGAUCCUGUUUUAUUUUCUGGAACCCUUCAAAUGAACCUGGAUCCCCUAGACAAGUAUUCUGACAGCCAGCUGUGGGAGGUGCUAGAACUGUGUCACUUAAAAGAGUUUGUGCAGUCCCUUCCCAAGAAGCUGCUGCAUGAGAUUUCAGAGGGUGGUGAAAACCUCAGUGUUGGACAACGGCAGCUUGUCUGUCUUGCUCGUGCUUUGCUUCGGAAAACAAAAAUUCUCAUCUUGGAUGAGGCAACAGCCUCCAUCGACUUUGAGACUGAUAACCUGGUGCAGACCACAGUCAGGAAGGAGUUUUCGGAUUGUACCAUCCUGACGAUUGCUCACAGACUGCAUUCUAUCCUUGAUUCCGAUAGGGUACUUGUUCUAGACUCUGGGAGGAUUACAGAAUUUGAAACACCACAGAAUUUGAUAUACCAGAAAGGACUUUUCUUUGAAAUGCUAACAGAAGUUGGAAUAACACAAGACUCAGUGACAAAACAAUAAAUAAUUUUAGCUGUAUAUUGAU
This is a messenger RNA of Suricata suricatta (meerkat), 4071 nucleotides long. Its product is annotated as multidrug resistance-associated protein 1-like. The record is from RefSeq and is a predicted model, not a curated record. Gene Ontology annotation, molecular function: ATP hydrolysis activity; ATP binding; ABC-type transporter activity. Lineage: Eukaryota; Metazoa; Chordata; Mammalia; Carnivora; Herpestidae. Gene Ontology annotation, cellular component: membrane. Gene Ontology annotation, biological process: transmembrane transport. The transcript is spliced from 28 exons. The coding region runs from base 144 to 4049 and encodes 1301 amino acids.